AUGAGAUUUGAUGGAUUUCACUUUAAAUCAUUCACUUCAAAUGCAGAUAUAUUUGAAAAACCAUUUGAUGCCAAUAUUCAUUGGGCCAUGAUGCUUGCUGUACGAGAUUUUUGUACGAAAGGAAUUACCCUUGCUCCUACAUUGAUUUACAUAUGUUCCGAUGAAAUUACAAUGUUAUUCGCUUCCAAAAACGAAAAAAGCCUUUCAUAUCCUAGCCUCUAUAAUGGUCGUAUACAAAAACUAGUCAGUAUAUGUACUAGUUUUAUGACGGUAGGAUUUAAUCACUACCUCCGCAAACUAUUGGCAAAUAAUUAUGAAAGUUUUGAAAAGAGAAUUGAAUACGAUAGUAAGCAUUUGAAAUCUCAUUCCAAAAAGAUUCUCAAACCAUCAGAUCUAGAGCUUAGAAGAGAGACUCGACAAAAACUUCUUGAUGGUUACAUUGAUGGGCACUUUGAUGGUCGUGUCUACCAAGUACCUUCGAUAUCUCAUGCUGUAGAAUAUAUUUUAUGGAGACAACACGAUUGUGUCAGAAAUAGCAAGACCAUAUUGGGAAGUAAAUAUUUUGAUCAAACGAAAAUGGACAACCUUUCAGCAGGAGAGGUUGUGGAAAUGAUAGAAAAAAAAGUUGGAGUGAGAUGGGCAGAUUUUCCCAAUGAAUUCAAAUAUGGAACGUUUAUCAAGAAAAUCAAACAUCACAAAACAGGAUUCAAUCCUUUAACAAAAACAAGUACUAGCGUUUUGCGUACCAGCCCAUUCAAUCAAUGCAUCAAACUCAUGCACUGCACUCCAGAAUUUAUCACAAAUUUAGUCACUCAACCCUUGUGGUCUCAUAACGUGUUAGCAUGUAACCCGAUGCAUGCACCAGAGAAGGUUGUGUUGAGUUAUCCGUCAGGAGCUAAUUUCACUUUUGGAGUACAACCUUAUUCAUUUGGAAUUGGAAAUCAGGCACCUGUAUUGUAUAAGGAUCAUCUCAACUCUCCAUUCAAUGAGAAUGUUUCAAAGUAUUGUGGUACAACUCUGGCAGCUCUCUCAGAAAUGGAGAACAUUUAA
Naegleria fowleri is the source of this 1050-nucleotide messenger RNA. RefSeq lists its product as uncharacterized. Gene Ontology annotation, molecular function: magnesium ion binding; tRNA guanylyltransferase activity. The record is from RefSeq and is a predicted model, not a curated record. The coding region runs from base 1 to 1050 and encodes 349 amino acids. NCBI's taxonomy places the organism in Eukaryota, Heterolobosea, Eutetramitea, Acrasida, Naegleriidae. Gene Ontology annotation, biological process: tRNA modification. The transcript has a single exon.